AUGGAGGGUGAAGUGUACCAGAGAAACCUGCCCCUGCCCGUAGCUGUGGUAAGUCUUGCGGAGCGCCAUGACCCCGUGGCAGCCUGUGCCGACUUCCUCAUCCGGGUCUCAGAGAGACCCACCCCUGUCCUCAGCUGUGCUGUGGUAAGUCGCGCAGAGCGCCAUGACCCCGUGGCAGCCUGUGCCGACUUCCUCAUCCGGGUCUCAGAGAGACCCACCCCUGUCCUCAGCUCCGAGGUGCCCCCUUGUUUCCUCUCACAGGGGCUCCAGGAACCAGGAAGUGAAAGCCCAGGUCUGAGGCUCAGGUCACAGAUCUCAGGUCACAGAGCAGAGGAGGUCCAGGCAGCACAAGGAGUAAAGGUGAGAUAUCACAGAAAGGAGGUAGCCACAAAGGCAGAUAUGCUUAGUGUUCUCAGAGAUUACCAAGACCUUUUCUCUGUGAUCCUCAGCCAAGCUGCUGAGUGCAUGGAGCUGGUCUUUGGUAUUGAUGUGAAGGCGUUGGACUCCACAGGUCUUUGCUAUGUCUUGGUCAAUACCUUGGGUCUCACCUACAAUGAUUUGUUGGGUGGUGAUGAGGAGAGCAUGCCCAUGGCUGGCCUCCUUGUAAAUACCUUGAGUAUAAUCUUCAUAGAUGGCAACUGUGCUCCUGAGGAAACGGUCUGGGAAAUGCUGGGUAUCAUGGGGGUGUAUGCUGGUAUGAACCAUUUCAUCUAUGGGGACCCCAGGGAGCUGCUGACCCAAGUGUGGGUGCAAGCAGGGUACCUGGAACACCGGCAGGUGCCCAAUAGUGAUCCUGCCCGCUAUGAGUUCCUAUGGGGUCCCCGGACGUACUCAGGCAAGUUCAGUCACGUGGAGGCAAACAUGGUGAUCCACUGUUGA
Molecule: messenger RNA, 879 nt
Organism: Rangifer tarandus platyrhynchus (Svalbard reindeer)
Lineage: Eukaryota; Metazoa; Chordata; Mammalia; Artiodactyla; Cervidae
Source: the annotation of a GenBank genome assembly